GCGAUACACGGCCUGCUAUGCACCUGUAUUUGGAACUUGGACAUGGUUUGGAAAUCUCGAAGCAAGGACACUCGAAAGCACUCGGUUCGCGGGAGGAUGAAAGGAUACCGCGGUCAGGGCACAGCCUCCCAUUGAUGUGUCAUCUAGUGUGACCAGUUCCGACUUCCAAAAGCUCGAACAAGGGUGGUAAAUAUCGAUUGGAGGAGGAUGCGGAGAAGAAAUGGUGUGAAGAGUCCAAAUGAUAAACAUCUAUGUGAGAAUACGUCUGUGAGUUUGGCUGGUGUCUGGAAUGUUACCUGGAAAACAUUCCGCCGCCCCCAAUCGGGGAAAGGCAAAACGGAACAGCCCGAGAGCGUAGGCAGCCAAUCCGAACGCAAAAGCAACCCGAGCAAGAAGAAUCUGCAAGCCCGAGGCAGCCCGAGCGUAAGCGAGAGAGCGAAUAGGAUGCGGCGGUUGGGAGACCACAAGCAGCUGAGGAGCAAAGCAGACUUGAGGUAGACAGUGAUUGAAUGAAAAGGAAUUCGAGCUACAUAGUCAAAGCGUGAUGAGAUGCAUCUUAUCUAAUCUAAUCUAAAUUGUCUGUCUUGCAAGUUCGCUACGACUGGACUCCGACUGACGGAUGCCCACCUGUUGCUUUCAUCCACCCGGACACUGAGCUCUCCCGAAGCAUGAUACCUCAUGUCUAGAAUGUCAGAUCGUAAGAGGACAUAUUCCUUCAGUCUGUCCAAUGACGAGCUGUCUAUUACUUCAUGUUGUACCGCGUGCGAUUCAUCCGAAAGACCCACCGGCAGUCAUGUGAUCGUGUCUCCUCUGCCUGUCAGUGUCAACAGUCACUCUCCAGUUCUUGUGCUGAGUGCUUACCGCUUGUUUACGUAUGCCAUCGUAUGGUCCUCGUAAACAUCAAGCUUCCAGAUGUCCUGCAUGCGAAUCUCUUACCCUAACAAACGAACACCAUGUGGGCCCCCUCUCGUUUUCACAAGAGCUUCUGGUCAGCAGACACGCGUUGUCGCGAUUGGGCACGGACGGGCUUUCGCGGUGAGGCCCUCGGUGCGAUGCACCGCGGACGAGAACUCGAGCCCAGUACCCUUUGGGACGACGCGGGCUUGCGGUGCAGUGUGUCCAGGCCCCCCCUUAGUUUGCGGUGGAUGGACGCUUCCUUUGCGCGGACAGAACGCCGCUCUAACGCACUAUGGCGUAGCAUCACCUGCAGCAAACGUGCGCUCGUCAACUUCAGCCCCUUCUCACCUCUAGCACGUAUAAAAGCUAUGUGAAGAAGCACCGGGAAGCUGCAUAGCAGCAUGCGUCUCGUCUGGUGGUAUUUGGUGGUGGCUUGGGGCACUGCGCUCGCCGGCGCGACCUUCCACCGCAACUUGGUGUACCACUCUCCGUUCGAAGAUUAUCCGGAGCUUUCGCACGACUUUGACCAGCUUGCUGCGCGUCAAAGCCAACAUGCGCGCCGGCAGAUGACCGGCGCCGCGGCGUUCAAAGACAAUGAAUAUCCUACCUUCUACGGCUCGGAUUUCAGCAAUGCCCCCUUCAUCUGGACCGGGGGAAUCAAUUUCACGCAUUCAGUCGCCAGCGGAGAUCCAUUUGACACGUCCGUGCUCAUCUGGACGCGCGCAUUUCCUCUAGGCGCGGGGCCAGACCAGAGCGUCCCCGUCUGCGUUUCAUACAAAGUCUUCACGUCGUCCGCUCUCUCCGGCAAACCCGUGUCUACCGGCGAGGGGUUCACCACGUGGGAUGUCGAUUUCACUCUGAAGUUCGAAGUGACGGACCUGAAGCCCGACAGCGUCUACUUUUACGUCUUUGCCGACUGCACGAACGCAGAGACUGUCAGCCCGACAGGAAGGACACGGACGCUGCCGAGUCCCAACACUCCGGCAUCGGCCGUGAAUGGUGGCAAGCCCUUGACCCUGGCCGUUUUCUCCUGCUCGCAGUUCCAGGCGGGAUGGUUUAAUGCCUAUGGCUACGCUGCACACAACACGAGCGCGGAGAUAUUCGUCCAUCUAGGGGACUACAUCUACGAAUCUCUGGGAAACGGCGCACACAUCGGCCGUCAAGUGCAAGUCGCUCGCGCUUGGCAUCUCGGCCGCGAACUGGCUACGAUCCACGACUACCGCCAGCGCCUGGGGCAGUACCGCACCGAUGCCAGCCUCCUCGCCGCGCACCAGAACGCGCCGUGGAUCACCGUGUGGGACGACCACGAGGUCGCGGACAACUCGUGGAAAGCCGGCACCACGGACUCGAACGACACCGCGGCGGGCUGUUCGUUCUCGCCGUCCGGCGCAUGCUUCACGGACCGCAAACUGGCGGCAGUGCGCGCGUACCACGAGUGGCUGCCCGUGCGACAGGUGUCUACGUUUGACAAGCUCAGGAUCUGGCGCAACUUCCAGAUCGGCAAGCUCCUCGACCUGACGAUGCUGGAUACUCGCCAAUACGAUCGGGAUGUGACUGAUGUGUGUAUCGCCCCUUCUGGGCGUCAGAAAGUCGAGGCUGAUCUGCAUUCCGACGCAGAUCUGGUCGUGGCUUUGUCGACAGUUCAGAACCGAUCGUUGAUGGGUCCUGCGCAGGAGAAAUGGUUCUUUGAUACAUUGAGUGAAUCCCAAACCCGGGGCGCUGUCUGGCGCAUUGUAGGUCAGCAGAUAGUCUUCAGCCAGCUGGAUUAUCCCACGUUUGGUCUCGAUGUGGACGCAUGGGACGGAUACAAAGCCAAUCGCGAACGCGUGCUCCAGUACCUGGAGCGUCACAAAAUCAGCAACACAGUCAUCCUCUCAGGGGACAGCCAUGCGAACUGGGUCUCGGAACUGGCUCAUCCCAACGACACAGCCACGUACGACGCGAAGACGGGCAAAGGCGCGUUGGGCGUCGAAUUCGCCGGGACAGCGGUCACCUCGGGGUCGCCGUUUGGCGCGAACGUGCAGCCGGCAGUCGCCAAUGCGUUCAGCCAGCAGAUCCUCGCGGACCCGCUCAACGGAGACUUGCAGUGGACGGAAGGCAGUUUCCGAGGAUUCUUCACGCUGACGAUCGAUCCACGCGAGCUGAAUGCGACUUAUUACGCGAUGAACAACAUCUCCUUCGCGAAUCUGGACGGCUUCGCGAGUGCCGUUUUUACGGUCAAGGCCGGGGAGAACAAGUUGACCCGGCCCAUUGCAGGGGGAAAAGUGCUCGCUGGAGUAUUGCGUACUUGAUUACAGUACAUUCACAAAACACCAUUGCGUCAGCU
Molecule: messenger RNA, 3223 nt
Organism: Mycena citricolor
Lineage: Eukaryota; Fungi; Basidiomycota; Agaricomycetes; Agaricales; Mycenaceae
Source: the annotation of a GenBank genome assembly